Psammomys obesus (fat sand rat) is the source of this 1005-nucleotide messenger RNA. It is a transcript of the gene Ube2m, whose product is annotated as ubiquitin conjugating enzyme E2 M. The transcript is spliced from 6 exons. Lineage: Eukaryota; Metazoa; Chordata; Mammalia; Rodentia; Muridae. The coding region runs from base 80 to 631 and encodes 183 amino acids. The record is from RefSeq and is a predicted model, not a curated record.
CGGCGCAGGCGGCGGCGGGGGGCCGGGUGGCCGGGGUCCCGGGCCCCGCGGCGGCUGCGGCGGCGGCGGCGGCGGCAGGAUGAUCAAGCUGUUCUCGCUGAAGCAGCAGAAGAAGGAGGAGGAGUCGGCCGGCGGCACCAAGGGCAGCAGCAAGAAGGCGUCGGCGGCGCAGCUCCGGAUCCAGAAGGACAUUAACGAGCUGAACCUGCCCAAGACGUGUGACAUCAGCUUCUCAGACCCAGACGACCUUCUCAACUUCAAGCUGGUUAUCUGUCCUGAUGAGGGCUUCUACAAGAGUGGCAAGUUUGUAUUCAGUUUUAAGGUGGGACAGGGUUACCCACAUGACCCUCCCAAGGUGAAGUGUGAGACAAUGGUUUAUCAUCCCAACAUUGACCUAGAGGGCAACGUCUGCCUCAACAUCCUCAGAGAGGACUGGAAGCCAGUCCUUACGAUAAACUCCAUAAUUUAUGGCCUGCAGUAUCUCUUCUUGGAGCCCAACCCCGAGGACCCACUGAACAAGGAAGCUGCUGAGGUCCUGCAGAACAACCGGCGGCUGUUUGAACAAAACGUGCAGCGCUCCAUGAGAGGUGGUUACAUCGGGUCCACCUACUUCGAGCGCUGCCUUAAAUAGGUUUAGCAAUUAUCCAUCCCUGCCAGGGUUACCAGCCCAGGCAUCCCCUGCAAAUAUUUAUUGGGGGCCCGGGUAGGGUGUGGGGGAUAGCCUUGGCCCCUGCCUAGGCCUUGCCUCUCCUUCCUGUCACCUGCCCCUAGUUAUUUUUUUUUCUUGACCACCACAUGAUUAUGGUCGGUACUGCCUCCUCCGACCUGCUCAGCAAUGGGAAAUGAAUUGGCUUGUUUAGCAACCCCCCUCCUGCUGGGUGCUGUCCAACCCCCCACUUUUGUCUGUGGGGUAAGUGGACAAUGGGCUUGGGUCUCUGGGCCCGAGCAACCCACCCCACCACCACUGGAGGUCCCACCAGGCUAUUAAAGGGGAAUGUUACUGCA